Messenger RNA from Sycon ciliatum, 4051 nucleotides. Its product is annotated as mucin-17-like. Lineage: Eukaryota; Metazoa; Porifera; Calcarea; Leucosolenida; Sycettidae. The transcript is spliced from 4 exons. The coding region runs from base 1008 to 3365 and encodes 785 amino acids. The record is from RefSeq and is a predicted model, not a curated record.
ACACGGUACAGCCUACAGGUUAGGAGCGGCGACCUCAUCCCACUCCUCUGUGGAUCAGUGGAUCAGUGGAUCCUUUCGCAUAAUUUCUUGGGUGUAGCUCAGGCGCGUCCAAGUGCCUGAGCACUUGCUCUAGGCGAGCCACACUAGCACUGCAGCAAUGCUGUGUUAUUUCAACCCGUCCCUGCAUGCAGGAGCUCGCUUGUUGAGGUUAGAUCAAUGCCUUCACGGCCUGGAUCGUGCACUGCCAUGUAUCGCGCUAUUGAUAGUACAAAAUUAAUUGAAAAGUUAGUUAUCGUGGCACUUCGUUCGAGGCCAGAACAAUGGCGAGUACGUUGGACAGCAUCCAGCGUGAAAUACCAGUGAGAAGGAAUGACAGGCGGGAGUCGCAUGGCAGAAAUCGCCAUGUCACCCCCGUCGAACGUUACGUGUGCAGGUAGUCGUUAUAGAUUAUUGAUGUCGCUACAACUCUAUCACCAGCCCCUAGCCCUUCGGAGCUGGCCGUCUCCGUGUCGUGUUUCAGCGCAAUGCCUUCACCAUGGCAGAUACGCUCGGGCAACUAACUAUUACCCCGAUCUCUCACUCGCCACAUCCACAGUCUAGACGCUGGCCGCUGUAGAAUAACACUCGAAUUGUCACGGGCCAUGUUUGCGCUGUGAGUUGCACGACCACAGUGGUUAAAGUCACAGUGUCCAGUCCCCCAUCAUAUUUACUGUCUCCGAAUCCGUGAGGCCGACACGAGAAGUUAAAAGUCGUUCGGAUGACGACUUGAGGUAAUGUGUCUCCUUCCGUAGUCCUGUGUACUUAUUCUUGGCCUAUUCAGUGAGGUCGUUCAUAACUCGGGGAGGCGUUGAGUCUACGCUUGAUAGUUAGUCACUCGGCUGCUGGAUGGAUGAGAUCGAAGUGGAGCGAACCUUGAGAAGCAUAACCCUUUAGACUGACCGCCAACACCCACAGCAGUUUACAAGCAUCACAAUACAACCGGCUCAAUAUACAACUCCAAUCUCAAAAUGGAUACUGCGACGACUGCUCAACUCUCGACCGGCGAUCGCUCUGCCACCACGAGUAUAGUACGAACGCAUCCCAUUGCCGGUGGCCAGUCCGGGAUAGUGACCAGCGGGCCAGCGAAUAUGGGAACAUCCGGUGGAGGCGCUGGCAACCUCCUGCAGAACUUUGCGAUCGGCAUCGCCAUCGGUAUCGUCGUCAUGCUGCUUGGAUUGGUCUCAUUCUUUGCGUGGAGGCGAUGGAAGAAGAAACAGAAGGAAAAGGCACACUUAUCGCAGCCGGCAUUUCAGGCGUCCCCUUCAUCCAGCCCGCUAACUCGAGUUCGCUCCUUCCUGCACCGAGCAUCCACCAAGACGACAACGACCACUGCCCACUCAUCUCCGACGCCUCUUCACCGUAUUCGCUCCAUGCUAAGUCGCGGAUCAACAGACUCUGGCCGAACUGAUCUCACCAACCCUAGCCUCCAGGCCAGCCUAUCCAGCGCGGCCCUCCAGAGCGCCAUCGCAACCGCCGGCAACCACGCUAGUGUCGUCGUGGAUACCAACGUCGAGAGCAACAACGCCGCCGUCGCCGUAGCAACCACCGCCGCCGGUGGUGGUGGUGGCGGUGUGUGUGGCGUGACCGAUGGCAUUGAGGAGGGACUAUACAGCGUGAAGUACACCAGCGAGAGGGUCUACGUCGAUCCGGACCAGUGCCCGGCGAUCGAGAAGCGCCUCUCUAAGUCCGACUCGUGGCUGUUCGACCGCGAGUCAACGCUAUACAUGACAAACAGUGUACAAGCAGCACAGCACGACAUGACGAACAGCAGCAUGAAGUCAGGCUCGUCGCUACCCGAUCUACUCGCAAUACCGGCGGACGCCAACCGAGAGGGACAGUACGCCAAGCUCAGCAGCAAUGUCGGCGUGCAGUCGCCGGCCAAGCAGCGGCAGUCGAUCGUCCGCGCCAAGCGAGCGGCCACCGUCCACAACCGCUCCAGCUUGCCCAGCAGUCGGUUCCUGCAUGCGGCCGCCGUAGCUGCACACCAACCUGGCAGCGGUGCGGCUAAAACGGGUGAUGCCGGGGCCGAGAACGGCGGCUAUGCCAAAGCAGUCAGCUCCAACAAAUCACCGUACCAGGCACUUCUCAAGGUACAGAAGUCCAGCCCGGUUUUGCUAGUGUCACCGAGUAAGUCUGCCACCAGUGCUACCACCGCCAACACCUCCGCAAUGCAUACUUCGGUGCUCAGCAAUGACGGCUACGAAGUGCAAUCACCAUCGUCAUCAUUAACGCAGGCAACAACGUCCACUUCACCCGGCAACUCUGGCCGUCUCACAUACCUUUCUUUCACAGAGGGUGCUCCGCUGAAGAGCACUGGCUCUGUGUCCAGCCCCGAUAGCAACAAACAGGACAACACGCCUGCUGAUACUGGUGUGUCUGAGCUGCUCAAACAGCUCUCAAUCACCACUGUCAGUGAAGAAGAGCCCAGCGUCGAAAGCAGUGCGGCGGGACCUCGGCAAGGUCUCACGUCCGUACCAAGAUACAAAGUCCCGCGGGGAAUCCCCUUACCAGCAUCGGUGAAACAAGCUGCAAAUAACACAGCUGCUCCAGUACCACCGCCAAGACGAGACUCGGUACUGCGAUCUCGGGCACUGCAGGAGCGGCGCCGUAUGAACUCCAUCGACUGUAUGCAGUCCAACAAGACUGUGCAAAGUGCUGGUAUGACGGAGAACCACCGCAACAGCAUGAGCUGUCCUGACAUACUGGCUGCAACAGCAUCCGACGCUGAUGACAACUGUCGCUUGCAGCCCGCCAGAACACAGACCACAUCGCAAACAACGUCCGCCCCGGAUAGCGGUGUAGAUGCAGGCAAGACCCCGCCUGGCCAGGACAGAUUCAUAGACCCCAUCCGGGAGUACCGGCAGCAAAUGCCGGUGAUAGGCCCUCUGCCAAGUGAUGAUUACUGGACAGGUCCAGCAGCCGGCGGAGGCAGUACAACAUCAAGCCUUUCAAGUCACUCCUCACCUCUGAAAGCAACAUCAGGCAUUGGCGUACACCAAACGGAAUCUACGACACUGCCGCCAGGAGUGCGUCCAUCGCUGCCGCCGAAACCGGACAAGAACACCAUUGCAGCGGCGCGAAGGAGAGCAGGUACCGUGGCCAGUAGCCAUCUCGCCGUAGCCAAGCCGGCAUCAUGGCGCCAUCUGCCACUUUCCUCGACGUCAUCCGACGAUGCCGACCUCAACGCCGAGCCUAGGCCGACCGUCAAGCUACCUGUUUCAAAUCGCCUCCUCUCCGAGACCAGCCGCGAAUACUGGAUUCUGGAGGGACGCAACGGUGGCGCGUCAUCGUGCGAAGAUGAGUCCUCCUUUGGAAGUCCGCCCUGAGACGUUCUGAUGAACCCUUCUUGCCUUGACAAGCUGAAUUGAGAUGCCCGAACACUAGCUCCUUGUGCUGCAUAGAAACUUGUACGAUUUAAUAGUAAUAAAUAAUAAAAGUCGCUACCACUAUUUUACUUAAAAAAAGUAAAUUAAUAUACUAGUACUAGUAGUCCAAAAACUGAUCCAAUGUUACCAUGGUUACUGGAUAUAGGGUGCUACAGAAGUACAUUGUUAUGAGAACACGUGUAAAGUUUAGUAACUUCACUUUGACUCAUUAUUAGCUUUAAAGAGCCAUUAAUCAUUCGUGGACGUUUGCGUGAAAACUCGGAGACUGAGGUAGUUUGGUUAUUAUGUUCCGAGUUGUUCUCUACUUUUGCGGCUUUUCCGCCUGAGCUUGCUAGUGGAUAACUCACACUUCCAGUAAACAAUCCGUUGGAAUACUAUCUUCUUGCAUGGUUUGCCUUGAUGCACACAGGACUCUUAUAAUUUUUGUGCUGAUAGUUUUAUGAUACUACUAUGGAGAGGACAACGAGUAUAAAUUAUUGUAUGCUGGAAUAAUACAAUGUAAUACAUGCCUUUUUAAACUUGUUCUUGCAUACAUGUAUUACCACUGUCUAAAACUUGACCGAUCAGAUUGAUUUAGGCUUGAUGAUGAUACUUUCUUUUUAACUAAAAUGAUUACGAUAUUGUAA